CAAACACAGACUCUCUCUUGAGAGAGGAGAUGAAUUGUGGACAAAGAACGUGGGAUCCAACUGGGUGUGGCAUUUGGGUUUUAGUCAACCACUACAGACCAUCUCAUCUAUACCAAACAACAGUGAUGGCAUCCACUCGAGACACUAGGCCACCACCACUCUCCCACCCACCCUAAACCUAACCUACUUUCCUCCUCCUCCUCCUCCUCCACCAUCUACUUCCUUCCUGCUCGAUCCAUAUAACCCACAAACUCUUCCCUUAUUAUCCGGAGUUCCGGAGGAGGAGGAAGAUACUAUUCAUUCUUUCCGCUUACCGCACGCCUCCCGCCUGUUUAUCUCCGGCGGGGGACCGCUUGUAUUCAUCGAGGGCGGUUCCUUAUUUCUAACGUGGUUCGCCUGACCGUGAUCACUGCUACUUCAACUCCCUUCACCCAGAGACAGCAGUUUGGGUUAUGUCGUCCACCACUGACGCAGCAGCUGAAGCCGCAAUCGACGUUUUGGCGGUAAUGGAAGAGAAGCCUUGCCGGAAAUUCCCCGCGCCCUGUUGGACGCAAGAGGAGACCUUAGCCCUGAUCGAGGCGUACAGGGAGAGGUGGUACGCGCUCCGACGCGGAUACCUCCGUACGGCGGACUGGGACUCGGUGGCGGAGGCGGUGUUCAACCGCUGUCCAGAUGCGUCUCCGGCGAAGACUUCCGCUCAGUGCCGGCACAAAAUGGAGAAGCUCCGGCAGCGUUACCGUGCCGAGAAGCAGCGUUCCCUCUCAUACCCUGCCGGGAGCUUCUUCUCCAAUUGGUUCUUCUUCGAGAAUAUGGAUGCCAUGGAAAACGGAACUCAGGUUUCAGCUGCUGCUAGAUCCAACCCAGAUCAGGACGAACACCACAUGGCUCAGGGCUUCGGUUUAAAAACCUUGAUCGAUCAGAACUUGGUGAAACUAAAGCUCAACAAUCCGAUGGAGGAUUCAAACCCGAAUAAUUAUGCCUCUCGAGUCCCAAAUGGUUACGGGUCGCAUUUGGAUGUUGCAAGCAGCAAGAAGCAGCAUGUUGAAGCUGCUGCUGCUCUUCCUUUAGAAAAGGCAUUCCCCAUCAAAACCCGAGUCAAUGCGAUUCCACUCCCUGUUGGAUUCAAACCAAAGAGAAGCGAUUUCAAUAAUUGUGAGAUGAAGAAUGGUUUUGAUAGAGGAGGAGGAGGGCGUCAUCUGAAUUUGACAGAGUAUGAGGACAGAAUUGAUCCAAGUGAGGAAUAUCUGAUGAGGUUGUUGGAACAAAGAAAUUCAGGCCAUGUUAGUAGGGGAAAUUUGAGGUUUCAGAGAUCAGCAGCGGGCACAGGCGGGGGAGUGAAACGGGAGAGGGAAUCGAGGAGCAAUAGUGAUCAGAUAGCUUCAUCGAUCCGGUUCUUGGCGGAAGGAUUCAUCAAGAUAGAGAACAUGAAAAUGGAGAUGGCAAAGGAGAUGGAGCGGAUGAGGAUGGAAAGAGAGAUGAAGCAGAGUGAGAUGAUACUUGAAUCCCAGAAGCAGAUGCUGGAUGUUUUUGGGAAGGUGUUGCAUGAGAUUAACAACAACAAAAAAGCCAGGACGUCAUCCCCUCCCCCUCGUGGAGAAGAAUCAUAGAUGCCUUUAUGAAUCUUAGUAACUAGCCAACUGGUAUUUUUAGUAACAACUUAUUACAGAGGGAGGGAGUAUAUGAAUGAAUGAAUUGAGUUUUAGGUGUGCGUAUCAUGAGUUUAGUAGCCAUGACAGCCCCCUGGGCAUGUAACAUAUAGUAUAAAGAUGGUUGUUUUGUUUAUUUGUGUGGUGAUUCCCAGCAGCAACAGCAGCAGGCUCAUUCGUUGUGUGCUCGAGCUUUCUUUGGAUUUGAUUUCUUUGUGUAUAUAUUGCACGCAUCUUGAAUAUUCUAUGAUUUCUAUCUCAUCUUUCAACUGUUGUUAA
Messenger RNA from Cuscuta europaea, 1925 nucleotides. The record is from the annotation of a GenBank genome assembly. Lineage: Eukaryota; Viridiplantae; Streptophyta; Magnoliopsida; Solanales; Convolvulaceae.